GGAACUGUUGUUCUUUCGGGGGCGGUGAAUGAGGAUGCAGGGAGCAAGCGCUCACACAGCCAGUAGAACGGGCGCAGGGCGUGUGCACAGCAGGGAAAGGCUGGGCUGUGGCCGGCCUUCAGCAGCUGGCAGAGCUUUACCCUGCCAGCCCUGAAGGGUCACAGCAGGGUGUUUUAGGCAGAUGACCAUGCUCAGAGCACAGGAAUGACAUUACUGGUUGGUCCUGUCUGCCUGCCUUAGCCCAGCUGUCUCAGAGCAUGCACCAGGCAAGCUAACUAUCCAACUGAACGAGGCGUGGGCCCACGCAGGCCCUUCUCAAGGAGCAGAGGAAUUGUCUAGACACUUUGCUCUCAAAUGCCCAGGCCUCAAAGCUUCCAGUUGGUGGAAGAGCAAAGACAGGAGGGCCUCAGUGACCCUGUGGAGCCCUUGCUUCAUCCAAGUCAGUGCCCAGCCAGAGCACGGAGGAGCCCACCUGGGAGGGAGCCGAGGCAUAUGGACUCGAGGGCCUCUGCAUGUGAGUUUGGGGACUCCUGCGGGCGCCUGAGCGAGCACAGCCGCCGGCCGCCGGGGCCAUGGCCAGCACGGCUGUGCAGCUGCUGGGGUUCCUGCUCAGCUUCCUGGGCCUGGUGGGCACGCUGGUCACCACCAUCCUGCCGCACUGGCGCAGGACGGCGCACGUGGGCACCAACAUCCUGACAGCCGUGUCCUACCUGAAGGGGCUGUGGAUGGAGUGCGUGUGGCACAGCACGGGCAUCUACCAGUGCCAGAUCUACCGCUCGCUGCUGGCGCUGCCCCGUGACCUGCAGGCUGCCCGAGCACUCAUGGUAAUCUCCUGCCUGCUGUCGGGCGUGGCCUGCGCCUGCGCUGUGGUGGGCAUGAAGUGCACGCGCUGCGCCAAGGACACCCCCGCCAAGACCACCUUCGCCAUGCUGGGCGGCGCGCUCUUCAUCCUGGCUGGCCUCCUCUGCAUGGUGGCCGUCUCCUGGACCACCAACGACGUGGUGCAGAACUUCUAUAACCCGCUGCUGCCCAGCAGCAUAAAGUUCGAGAUCGGGCAGGCCCUGUACCUCGGCUUCAUCUCUUCGUCCCUGUCGCUCAUUGGUGGCACGUUGCUCUGCCUGUCCUGCCAGGACGAGGUGCCCUCCAGGCCCUACCAGGACCAACCCAGGGCUGCCACCACGGCCACUGCACCUGCCUACCAGCCCCCCGCCGCCUACAAGGACAACCAUGCCCUGUCUGCCACCUCAGCUUCAUACAGCGGGUACAGGCUGAACGACUAUGUGUGAGUCCCCAGGACCUGCCCCUUCCUCAAGUCCCCAAGAUGUGCCAGGACCCGGGCUGCUGACUGACGCAGAGUCCUGGCACAAAUACUUCUGGGUUGCUUUUGUCUCCAAAGGAAUAAUAUGAACACGAGGUAAUGGGCUUAAAACGCAGGGAAGGAGGGAAAUGUAAGAAGGGGAGAAAAGCUCUAUAUAUCAAAGACUGAAAAAAGAAACCCUUUCUGUUUUUGUAUUUAUUAUAUGUAUUUAUGUGGAUGAUUUAAUAUCAGAUGAAUAAAAAGCAACUUAGGAGUUCGGCCAGUGGGGGUUGUGUGCAACACAGGAAUAAAUCUUUUGGAUGUGGUUG
Molecule: messenger RNA, 1626 nt
Organism: Manis pentadactyla (Chinese pangolin)
Lineage: Eukaryota; Metazoa; Chordata; Mammalia; Pholidota; Manidae
Gene: CLDN14
Product: claudin 14
Exons: 2
Coding region: 573-1286 (237 amino acids)
Biological process (GO): bicellular tight junction assembly; cell adhesion
Cellular component (GO): bicellular tight junction; plasma membrane
Molecular function (GO): structural molecule activity
Source: RefSeq, a predicted model, not a curated record